CUCGGUUAUGAACGAUACUAAGGAAAAGAACUCUAAACUUGUGCAUUCUCCUUUUGCAUUAUUUCCUUCCGUUGUUCCAAAAGAUUGUUUCGAACUAGCCUGCAAGUUAGCACCAGUGUUCAACUUAUUAGCUUUUCGACUAUCCAACUGUCCCGAAUAUCUACUAAAACACUUGGAAGCUCUAACAACUAUUGACGAAUUCAGUGGCAAACUUGUACUGCUUUAUAAAGAAACAGUUCAGCACUUUGGAAGACAGCCACAACCCUAUCAAUUGGGUAUCUUGCGUUCUGACUAUUUCAUCGAUGUCUUAAAAGAAAAAUCAACUCUAAAACAAAUAGAACUGAAUACUAUCGCUUCCUCAUUCGCGGCACUAGGGCAAAGAGUAGCAGAGUGGCAUCAGGUGGCUCGUUCACUAUUCGAUAAGAGUCAAGCCAAUGAUGGAGAACUACCUCCUAUUAGAAACGUCCAAAAUUUUGUUGAAGCUAUGAAGGAAGCGCAUACUAUAUAUGAUGAUGCGGAAAGUAGGAUCUUAUUUGUCGUGCAACCCAAUGAGCGGAAUACAUAUGAUCAAGAAAUGAUACGAUGGGAACUUUGGAAACAGUUCGGUAUUAAAAGUUUGAGAAGAACUUUGAGGGAAAUAGAAGAACAAGUUGAUCACUCGAGGCUUCCGGAGAAACUCAUACUGGUUUCUUGCAAUGAGAGAAUUCCUAUUUCAGUUGUAUAUUUCCGAGCAGGAUAUUCACCAGAUGAUUAUCCAUCAGAACAAGAAUGGAAUGCUAGAAAAAUAAUUGAAUGGAGCGAUUCCAUUAAGUGCCCCUCCUUAGGUUUGCAUUUGGUUGGAAUGAAGAAGAUACAGCAAGUCCUAAGUGAACCUGGAGAAGUCGAACAGUUUUUACAAGAUAGGCCUGAAGAUGCCGCACUUGUUCGGUCUUGUUUUGCCGAACAACAUAGUAUGGAACCUUCUGUUCAACAAUUUGCAGUAGAAUUGGCACAAGCGCAUCCCAAUGACUAUGUGUUGAAGCCCCAAAGAGAAGGAGGCGGUAACAAUUUAUAUGGAGAUAGAAUGCUACAGCUAAUUAAUCGAGCUUCCAAAGAAGAACUGAGUGGCUAUGUUUUGAUGAAAUUGUUAAGACCGAAAGACUAUUCCAAUUAUUUGGUUCGAAAUGGAGUUGCCUCAUUUGGAAAAUGUAUUAGUGAAUUAGGCAUAUUUGGAAUAUUUCUUUCUUCCGAUGAUAACGAAUUGAUAAUCAAUCGAUCGAUGGGACAUUUGUUAAGAACCAAAUGGACUCGACAAGAAGAUGGUGGCGUUGCAGCUGGAAAUGCCUUUUUAGAUAGUCCACUUUUAACUAGCUAAUAUGCCUUGUUUCAUAUGCACGUUUGCUAAAAUAACAACUAGUCUCACAAUAUUGCUUCCUAGAGGACUUGGAAUAGCGAAGAAACAAAAGUGGGGAACUCAGCGUUACUUUACUGAGC
Messenger RNA from Galdieria sulphuraria, 1473 nucleotides. Its product is annotated as glutathione synthase. Gene Ontology annotation, cellular component: cytosol. Gene Ontology annotation, molecular function: glutathione synthase activity; glutathione binding; ATP binding. The record is from RefSeq and is a predicted model, not a curated record. Gene Ontology annotation, biological process: glutathione biosynthetic process. Lineage: Eukaryota; Rhodophyta; Bangiophyceae; Galdieriales; Galdieriaceae. The transcript has 2 exons. Bases 8 to 1354 code for a protein of 448 amino acids.